Papaver somniferum (opium poppy) is the source of this 1088-nucleotide messenger RNA. Its product is annotated as putative B3 domain-containing protein Os03g0621600. Lineage: Eukaryota; Viridiplantae; Streptophyta; Magnoliopsida; Ranunculales; Papaveraceae. The coding region runs from base 4 to 945 and encodes 313 amino acids. The record is from RefSeq and is a predicted model, not a curated record. The transcript has 4 exons. Gene Ontology annotation, molecular function: DNA binding.
GAAAUGACAUCAACCCAUUCGGACGAUGAUGAAGUUGAAGUAGUUUCAAUACAUUCUGGCAGUACCCAGAGCAAUUAUGAACCUUCCAUGACAAGUGAAUCCCCUCUUAAUCAGAAAGCCGAACCUGGCGGGCACAAAUUUUCCCAGGAAUCACAAAAACAAAGAACGUUUGUUCCUACAAGAUCUCAUUCCAAGGCGUUCCAAGCAGCAAUUAAAGCAGCUGAUGCAUUUAGGUCUGAGAAUCCAUUCUACAGGGUCAUUAUGCAAGCCUCAUAUAUAAAGGCAUACGUAAGGGUACCUAAUGAUUUUGCAAACUCAUAUUUGAGAAACAUAACACAGUCAGAGAUCACUCUUGGAAUCUCAGAUGGGAGAACAUGGGAGGUUGGAUAUGUUUUCCGAACACCGACUGAAAGCAGGCUAUCUCGGGGCUGGUGUAGAUUCGUCGCAGAUAAUCAUUUGAAGGAAGGCGAUGUCUGUGUCUUUGAACUAGUCGAUAGGGAAAAAAUCCAGAUGACUGUUCACAUUUUCCGACAACAAAAAAGAUUUGCCAGGAAUACUCCUGAAAUAAAAAAUUAUGCCGCGGGAUUCCAGGCAACGCUUGAAGCAGCCAAAGAGUUUACGUCUGAGAAUCCGUUCUUCAAGGUCGUUAUGCACAACGCAUAUAUAAAUAGAGGAACAGUGACGGUACCUGCUGUUUUUGCAACAUCGCAUUUGACGAAUAUAAAACAGAUGGUGAUCACUCUUAGGGUUUCAGAUGGAAGAACAUGGGAAGUCUUAUAUGUUUCUCAAACACCAACUAAUGGAAGGAUAUGUCAGGGCUGGGGUGAAUUUGUUGCAGAUAAUAAUCUGAAGGAAGGCGAUGUCUGUGUCUUUGAACUAAUUGAUCGGAGGAAAAAUUUCGAGAUGGAUGUUUACAUUUUCCGACUAAAAUAUAGUAUAGACUAGAGUAUAUAUGAACAUACUACUAGAGAAACGCACAAGCUCCAUGUACACAUAUAUGUACAGUAAUUUUGCGACGGAAGUACUAAAUACCACUGUAGUCUGUAUAUAGUACCUUUAUUUUACUUGAAUACUGUUCUCGAAUUUAU